Messenger RNA from Anoplophora glabripennis (Asian longhorned beetle), 1376 nucleotides. RefSeq names its product protein FAM92A (gene Fam92). The transcript is spliced from 5 exons. Lineage: Eukaryota; Metazoa; Arthropoda; Insecta; Coleoptera; Cerambycidae. Gene Ontology annotation, biological process: cilium assembly. Gene Ontology annotation, cellular component: ciliary basal body; ciliary transition zone. The record is from RefSeq and is a predicted model, not a curated record. Bases 32 to 1042 code for a protein of 336 amino acids.
AAAGUGAUUAAGUAGUUUGUUGAAUUUCAAAAUGUUGAACUCAUUCCAUCUAAGAAACAAUAGUGAAAUUGAAGCCAAAUUCAUCCAGGAUCGAAUUCAGUUUGUCGAAAGAAAUUUGGGUGAAUUUUGUAACACAUUUGCACAAUAUUGUCGUAAAACAGCAAGACUUCGCGAUAAAGGUGAUGAAUUAGCUAAGAUUGUCCUAAAUUAUGCCGAAUCAGAAAAUAUAAAUAAAUCAUUAGCAAUGGGAUUAGAAAGCUUUGCGGAGCACCUAUCAACUAUUAGUGAUUAUGGCGACAGUAGAGUCCAGAUGUUAGAGGCCAAAAUUAUCAGUGAAUUUGCACGAUAUGAAGACAUUUGUAAACAUGCUAAAGAUGAAGUGAAAGACAUAUAUACUGCUAGAGAACGAGAAAUAAACAGAAAAAGGCAAUUAGACAGAAUCAAAGACAGAAAUCCCAGAAACAGGCAACAAAUUGUGCAAGCAGAAACUGAACUAGUAAAAGCUACAGCAGAAGUAUCAAAAACUAUACACAGUUUAGAAGAAAAGACCAAUAACUUUGAAAGACAAAAAUUACAUGAUAUAAAAUCAAUUCUACUCGACUUUAUAACUAUAGAGUUAGGAUAUCAUGCUAAAGUAAUAGAAAUUUUUACCAAAGCUUUUAAUGACAUAAAUCACAUAAAUGAGGAGUCAGAUCUAAAGGACUUUCAAAAAAUUAGAGGAAAAAUGGAAUCGGAAUUUAAAAAAUCACUGAGGAUGCCAGACACCAAUCCACAAAAAUCACCAGCCCGAAAAAGUUCUCUCUUUAGAUCGACAGGAUCUUUAGGUUCAAUAGGAGGGAUAUUUUCAACAACCCAACGAAACAAGAAUGUAGCUGGUAUUCCACAUUUAAGUGAAAGGUCUCAUUUUAAAAGUGAAGAAACAUUGGAUUCAAUGAAACAUAGUAUUUCAGAUAGUAAUGGCUCGGAAAGUCAGGAAGAAGAAAAUGAUACUUCCAGUAAUAUAAAUAAUUCAUCAAUAGUUAGAAAAAAAUUAUCUAACUAAACUUUACAACUUCAAGUAUUUUGUUACAAAUUCUUAGUUGUGUUAAAACACAGUAUGUAGAAUAAAGUUCAUGUAGUUAAAGUGAUGUGCAUGAUCUAAACUAAUAAAGUGUAUUUAUACCUUUUUAAUUUUUAUUUACCUACCAAUGACCUGCUUAAAUAAUUCAUAAUGGCCACCACAAAAUUAAACCAAUUUACAGUUCGUAUGAUAUUUGUCAAGAUAGAAUUCCAAAAGGACCUCUAGAGGUAGAAAGACAUUAGCAGCGUGGCUUUCACUAUAGCAGCUUGCAGUGCAUACUGUGUAUUGCAGUUAUGAAGGUGUGAAGGCGAACAAA